GCAGCCAUGGCGGAGGAGGCGCUGAGCAGCCCCGGAACGCCCCGGAAACGGAGCCGGGAGCCCGACAGCUCCCGUUGGGAAUUCCGGACCCCGCAGCGCAAACGGCCCCGAGGAGCUGCGGCAUCCCAGAAUUCCCAGAAUUCCCAAAAUUCCCAAAAUUCUGCCAGCCCCGAGCCGCAACCCCCGGAGAAAUCGGCGCCCGCCCGGAGGCUGCGAAUUCCGGCGGGAAAUCCGGGAAUUCCGGCAGAAAAUCCUGGAAUUCUGGCGGGAAAUCCGGGAAUUCCGGCGGGAAAUCCGGGAAUUCCGGCGGGAAAUCCAGGAAUUCCGGCGGGAAAUCCACAAAUUCUG
This is a messenger RNA of Pyrgilauda ruficollis (rufous-necked snowfinch), 348 nucleotides long. Its product is annotated as cdc42 effector protein 1-like. The annotation marks the transcript as partial. NCBI's taxonomy places the organism in Eukaryota, Metazoa, Chordata, Aves, Passeriformes, Passeridae. The transcript is spliced from 3 exons. The record is from RefSeq and is a predicted model, not a curated record.